AUGUACGACGACCAGGCGAACGAACGCAAGGUGCAGAACCUCGACCGUCUGGUGUACAGCUCGGACAUUGGCGCCGCCACGUACCCCGAGAACGCGCGUGCCGCUGCCGUCCAGCUCGACGACAUUGCCGCGGUGCUCCGAGACCCUAGCACCCGCGAGACGUUUGGCGGGACCGACCUGCCCAGUGUCCUCGUCAAGAUUGUCAAUACCCCACUGCCUGCUGUGGAUGCCGCAAACUAUGGCCCGCAUCUCCAAGUCCUCGAGCAGGUCGGGCGCGUGGCUGCCAACCUCGUGGCUGACUGUGAUGUGAACCGUGACCGUCUGGCCACGGCGGGCGAAGGCGGCUACCCACUCCCGACAUUGCAGCUCAUCACCAAGCGUCCCCUGCUCCCCCUCCAGGCCCUGCGGCCGCUCGUGGCAAGCCUGCUUAACCUCACGGUCGAGCGCCACGGCCCCUCUGUCGCUGCUCUCUCCUCGCACGACAACCUCGUCGCCGUGAUGACCCUCGCUGGAGCGGUGCACACUCCUGGCGCGUGGGCAGAGGACGACGCCGACGCGCGUUCGGGCGUGGCGGCGUGGCUGUGGACCAUUGCCGACAACCUCAUCGACGAAAGCUCAGCACCAGAGUAUUCCCUUUCGGCGGCGGACGUGCGCCUCUUCCUUCCUCCUCUGCAGUGUGCGGCGCCGCGCGAGGCGCCCGUGGACGACGAUGGCGACUGCUUCUCGACGGACCUGACGCUCCUGACGCACGCCACGCGCGUGCUGGAGCGGUUCAACGCGGCGGACAAGCUCGACCACAAGGAGAUCAUGGGCGACACGGCUGCCAUGGAGCAGAUGCUCGAUUUUGUGGAACUGGCACUGAUCCCGUCCUGGGUUGAGGUGGACGACGACGAGCCCGGAGACAGCGAGAAGACGCUCGGCGUGGCCAAGGCCAGUAUCGCGCGUACGGUCGUCUCGCUGCUCGCCGAGGCCGGCGACGUGGCGCCCACAUGGGUGUGGGAGCGCGUCCAGGCCUGGCUGGACAUGAAUGACCGUGCAGACCUCGUGGCGUGCGCGCUGCUGAGCUACGGCAACCGCGCAAGAAGCGACGCCGCCGCCAAGACCCUCGUCUCUGAACCGGGCCUCGUCGCCCGCCUCGUCAAGCUCCUCGUCCCCGGCACCCCGGUGAUCGUGCAGCACGCCCUCCUGGGUCUGCUGCGCAACCUCUCCAUCCCAGCCGACAAUAAGCGUAUCCUCGGCGCCGCGGGAGUCGUCGAGGGCGUCGUCGCCCUGGACCCGUGGUGCAGCGCGCGCGACCCCGUCGGGAGCGUGCAGGGCGGCGCGAUUGGCGUGAUCAAGAACCUCGUCCGGGAACCGGUCGCAGCCAACGACGCGGACAAGGCCGCCAACAGCGUGCGCUUCUUGGCGCCAGUCGUCGACGCUGUCGCCGCCGCAGCGUCGAUCACGGAGAUCAACGACAACGACGACGGCAUUCUCUCCGCUUCCGCGUCCGCGUCCGUGGCGACGCCCGCCCCGGGCCCCGAGGCACUGCACGCCAUGAUCGCACGCACAAACGACCCGGCGCUCGCGAUGGAGGGCACGCGCGUGUGGGCCGCCGCCAUCCGUGCGCUCGCCAGCGUGCCGCUCGCGACGGCCACGGCGGCGCAGCGGACAGCCUGGUCCCGCGUCAGCAGCGCGCGCGUGCUCGCCGACCUGGCGCGCAUGCUCGUCGCGGGCGAGCAGCACAUUGUGCUCGUCAACGAAGGCGUGGUUGCGCUGUCGCUGCUGGCGGCGUUUGGCAGCGGCAGCGGCAGCGACGGCGACGGCGACGGUGAUAGCUCCAGUGCUGCGGCAAUUGACGCAGCGCUCAUGCAGCCGCAGGCGGUCACGACCAAGGCGCGCGUCGAGGACGCCGAGGUCGAGACGGGCAGCACGCGGCGGGGCGCCGACGUGCUCGCGCGCGUGCUCGCCCCGCGCGCCGACCGGCCGGUGGCGGCCGAGGUGCAGGCUGGCGCGGUCACGCUCGUGCGUCUCCUCAAUGGCGGCGCCGUGCGGGGCGUGUGUGCGCGCGAGAUUGCGCUGGCUGGCGACGAGGGCCGGUCCGUGGCUGCCGGCGCUGCCGAGCUGGCCGUGCUCGCCACGGCCAAGGACAAGACCACAGAGGCGCAACAGUGA
Apiotrichum porosum is the source of this 2154-nucleotide messenger RNA. RefSeq lists its product as uncharacterized. Gene Ontology annotation, biological process: positive regulation of GTPase activity. Gene Ontology annotation, cellular component: cytosol. The record is from RefSeq and is a predicted model, not a curated record. Gene Ontology annotation, molecular function: guanyl-nucleotide exchange factor activity. NCBI's taxonomy places the organism in Eukaryota, Fungi, Basidiomycota, Tremellomycetes, Trichosporonales, Trichosporonaceae. Bases 1 to 2154 code for a protein of 717 amino acids. The transcript is spliced from 5 exons.